AAAUUCAAUGCCAAGAAUUAGAGGCAGAGCAGGGUACAAACCUCACAGUCACAAUAAAACAGAAGUUUUGCGAUGGUUUAAAACCCUCCCUUUAGCCCCUGAGUUUCAUCCGACCCUCGAAGAAUUUGAGGACCCAAUUGCUUAUAUUCAUAAAAUUGAGAAAGAAGCUUGUGUGUAUGGUAUAUGUAAAAUUAUACCCCCUGUCUCAUUGCCCUUGACGAAAAGUACUUUUUUUCAACUUAAUAAGUCUUUGGUGGCUUGUUCUGCCUCCCCGGAAGGCGAAUUAAGGCCUACGUUCACUACCCGGGUGCAGCAAGUUGGUUCUUGCCCAGGAAAAGGGCACCCUGUGAUUAAGUCUGUGAGGGAGAGUGGGAAAAGUUACACUGUUGAGGAAUUUGAAGCAAAGGCAAAGUGUUUCGAGAAAAAUUAUUUCAAGAAAAGUUCGAUUGAUAAGGGGGCUUUAGGUCCUCUGGAAAUCGAAAGCCUUUAUUGGAAUGCUAGUGCUGAUAAACCCUUUGAGGUUGAGUAUGCGAAUGACAUGCAUAUAUCAGCUUUUGUGGAGUUGGAGAAGCAGAUGGGAGGAGAUGGAUUGAGUGAUGAUUUGAAUGUGGGAGAUACGGAUUGGAAUUUGAGGGGUGCGGCGAGGUCCAGAAGGUGUCUGCUGAGGUUUGUGAAGGAUGAUAUCCCCGGGGUUACAUCCCCAAUGGUGUAUAUAGGAAUGUUAUUUAGCUGGUUUGCGUGGCACGUGGAGGAUCAUGACCUGCACAGCCUCAAUUAUCUGCACACCGGGGAUAGGAAGACCUGGUAUGGAGUGCCUCAGCAUGCGGCAGCCGCUUUUGAGGAUGUGAUCCGUAAUCACGGAUAUAAUGGAGAGAUGAAUCCUCUCUUGAGUUAUGCUACUCUUGGUCAAAAGACUACCGUCCUGUCUCCGGAAUUAAUUGUAAACGCAGGCAUACCAUGCUGCAGGUUGGUACAAAAUCCAGGAGAAUUCGUAGUCACUUUUCCAAGGGCUUACCACUCAGGAUUCAGUCAUGGAUUCAACUGUGCGGAAGCUUCAAAGAUUGCAACUCCUGAAUGGUUGCGGUUUGCAAGAGAAGCUGAAAUGCGCAGGGCUGCUAUAAACUCUCCUCCAUUAAUUUCCCACAUCCAAUUGCUUUAUGAUCUUGCGCUGUCAUUCUCUUCAAGAGGACCAGCGAGCAUGGAAACAAGAAGUUCUGGAUUAGAAGAGAAGAAGAAAGGUGAAGGGGAAAGGCUGGUGAAGGAGCUCUUUCUGCAAGAUGUGAAGCAUGAUAUCAGCCUGCUUCACAGUCUUGGGAAAGGAUCUGCAGCUAUCCUUUUUCCCCGUGAUUUUAUCGUUGGAAAUUUUCCUGAAUUGCGUGAUGGACUUUUCCCAUGUUUAGCUUGUGGGGUUUUAUGUUUUGCUUGUGCUGCAAUCAUAAAACCUGGUGAAGUAGAUGUUCACAAUCUCAUGCUAGCUGAUUUUGGCAAUAUUGGAGGUAGUGGUGUUGCUUCUGACAUUGCUGCUAGUAAUUGGUGGUUUCGUUCUGCCGGAUCUGCCAAGAAUGCUGUGCUGGAUUCUGGUUUAGGUAAUGAAUACUACAUACUAGUUUAG
Messenger RNA from Daucus carota subsp. sativus, 1612 nucleotides. RefSeq names its product lysine-specific demethylase REF6-like. Bases 8 to 1612 code for a protein of 534 amino acids. The transcript is spliced from 7 exons. Lineage: Eukaryota; Viridiplantae; Streptophyta; Magnoliopsida; Apiales; Apiaceae. Gene Ontology annotation, biological process: regulation of gene expression; chromatin remodeling. Gene Ontology annotation, molecular function: histone H3K4me/H3K4me2/H3K4me3 demethylase activity. The record is from RefSeq and is a predicted model, not a curated record. Gene Ontology annotation, cellular component: nucleus; chromatin.